AUGUUCAUCUUUAAAUGUGACUUUAAUACAUAUUUUUUAUGUUUUUCUAUAUUUUUGGUUUUAGUCAAAGCAGUCCUUAAGAAGAGGGAGUAUGGCCCAAAGUACACUCAGAAUAAUUUCAUCACUGGCGUCAGAGCAAUGAACGAGUUCUGCCUUAAAUCCAGUGAUCUGGAACAACUUCGAAAAAUCAGACAACGAAGUCCCCAUGAAGAUACUGAGUCCUUUACUGUAUACUUGAGAUCAGAUGUGGAAGCAAAAUCUUUGGAAGUUUGGGGGAGCCUUGAAGCUCUUGCCAGAGAGAAAAAACUGCGUAAGGAAGCAGAAAUAGAGUACAGAGAAAGGCUAUUUAGAAACCAAAAAAUAUUAAGAGAAUAUAGAGACUUCCUGGGAAAUACCAAGCCCCGCUCCAGAAUGACAUCAGUUUUUUUUAAGGGGCCAGGAAAAGUGGUGAUGGUUGCCAUUUGCAUCAAUGGAUUAAAUUGCUUCUUUAAAUUUCUUGCUUGGAUUUAUACGGGUUCAGCAAGUAUGUUCUCCGAAGCUAUACACUCUUUAUCUGAUACUUGUAAUCAGGGUUUACUAGCAUUGGGCAUCAGUAAGUCUGUUCAAACACCAGAUCCUACUCAUCCGUAUGGAUUUUCAAAUAUGCGCUACAUUGCUUCACUAAUUAGUGGUGUUGGUAUUUUCAUGAUGGGUGCAGGAUUAUCUUGGUACCAUGGAGUCAUGGGAUUGCUUAACCCUCAACCAAUGGAAUCCCUUCUCUGGGCAUAUUGUAUUUUAGCAGGAUCAUUGGUAUCUGAAGGAGCAACACUUCUUGUUGCUGUCAAUGAACUUCGUAGGAGUGCUCACGCCAAAGGAAUGUCAUUUUACAAGUAUGUAAUGGAAAGUCGUGAUCCGAGUACAAAUGUUAUAUUGUUGGAGGAUACUGCAGCAGUCUUGGGAGUGACAAUAGCAGCCACUUGUAUGGGGCUUACGUCUAUAACAGGCAAUCCACUGUAUGACAGCCUAGGUUCUUUGGGUGUGGGCACCUUAUUAGGUGUGGUCUCAGCAUUCCUCAUCUACACUAACACAGAAGCACUCUUAGGGCGAUCGAUCCAGCCAGAACAAGUACAACGACUUACAGAACUCCUGGAGAACGACCCAUCAGUAAGGGCAAUUCAUGAUGUUAAAGCCACAGAUUUGGGAUUAGGUAAAGUAAGAUUUAAGGCAGAAGUAGAUUUUGAUGGACGAGUUGUUACAAGAUCAUAUUUGGAAAAACAAGAUUUUGACCAAAUGCUACAAGAAAUUCAAGAAGUGAAAACUCCUGAAGAACUAGAGACCUUUAUGCUUAAACACGGAGAAAAUAUUAUUGAUACUUUAGGAGCUGAAGUCGAUAGACUUGAGAAGGAACUGAAAAAACGAAAUCCUGAAGUUCGACAUGUAGAUUUGGAGAUAUUAUAGAUUUGAUGGAAUGAAUCACCUUGGAGUGAGCUUUGGAAACAAGUUUGUCAAGACUGCUCUCCCACACUGAAGGAGUCAGCGCCAUUCAGCAGCCAUUUUUUGUUUUUAAGAUGAAGGAAAUAUUUUAUGUAAAGGGCAAUUCAGCAGUCCACAGAACUAAAACUACUUCUUACUUCUAAGAGACAUACUACAAGUUGAAUCAAUUUGGAAAUCAUGUUUUUGUUUUAGUAGGGACCACUUUUGUUACUUAAAUUGAUCUAAUUUCUCAUUUUAGCCUGUAUUGGGUAUAAUGUACCUUGCAAUCAUGUUUCCUUUCUUCACUUUGGUAAAAAUAAGCAACAUCCAUAGGAUUAUGAUUUUUAAUUUUGUUUCCACUGAAGAUUUCACUCCAUCAAAACCUGCCAAUCUUGAAUAUGCUGGCUAAAUCUUGGUUUCUGGUUUUUAAAUAGUCACUCCAUUUUAAAGUCUGUCUUUCCUUAUAGAAUGUGGCAAGUAUUUCAACAUACCAUGUAAUUUUUCCCUGAGCACAAGGAGGAAUACUUUCUUAACCUAGUUAUCCAUAAACAUUCAUUCCAGUAGUGGCUUAGUUACUGAACUGAAGGAAGGCAUGUCAGUACACUUAGGUCAUCGUAGUUGCUGUUUUCUAAAAUUUCUUAAUUCACCCUUUACUUUUUUCCUUAUCUGGUUUAAUUUUUCUAAUGGUAAAAUAACCCUAGUUGUUUCCAUGGGCCAGUGUAAUAACUGGUUUUUUGUUUUUGUUUUUUAACUGGCUUCAGUGCCAUAAUGUGUAUUUACUAGGAAAUGAUGCAUUUCUAAGUACUUUGACAUUCUGUAAAGUGGACUAGAAAUAUUUAUAAUUUUAUAGACAGGACAGCAUUUUAUGUUUAAUUUAUUUUUAAAGAGGCACUGCUUAUGUAAACCUGAACUGUGGGAUAUUUCUUACUUUAAGAGAAAGAGAAGUAAAUCUCUUAGGCAGAAACUUGUGCCCAUGAUUUUGUAUAAUAUCAUAAAAAGUGUGUCUGUAACAUGAGUUUCUUGCAGUUACAAAUGGGCAUUUAGUAUAAUAUAUGACUAUAACUGUAUGUAAGUAGCUUUCUAAUGAUCAUAAGGUAUCAAGAUGAAAAAACAUGUAAUUCAGUAAUUGAAAGUUUAGUGCAAAACAAUAGCUCUGUCUCCAUUCAUCAAAACAGCUCAGAUGCACUUUAAAUUGUUCAGGUAGCAGUGAGCAUUGUCCAUGGCUAGGUGAUCUCUUUGCUGGAUAAGUGAGUGCUUGACAUAAGAACCUAACUAUCUGUGUGAGGUCAGUGUCUAAAAACUUACUUAGAUUUAAGUUUAUGAAUUAAAGCAAAUUGUAGUGCUGCAAACAAAAAAUAAACAUUUGAUUAAAGGGGUUGUAAUGGU
This is a messenger RNA of Hipposideros armiger (great roundleaf bat), 2838 nucleotides long. It is a transcript of the gene SLC30A9, whose product is annotated as solute carrier family 30 member 9. Bases 1 to 1437 code for a protein of 478 amino acids. The transcript has 15 exons. Gene Ontology annotation, cellular component: endoplasmic reticulum; membrane. Gene Ontology annotation, biological process: intracellular zinc ion homeostasis; zinc ion transport; transmembrane transport. Lineage: Eukaryota; Metazoa; Chordata; Mammalia; Chiroptera; Hipposideridae. The record is from RefSeq and is a predicted model, not a curated record. Gene Ontology annotation, molecular function: monoatomic cation transmembrane transporter activity.